Messenger RNA from Frankliniella occidentalis (western flower thrips), 672 nucleotides. RefSeq lists its product as uncharacterized. The record is from RefSeq and is a predicted model, not a curated record. The transcript is spliced from 3 exons. The coding region runs from base 55 to 672 and encodes 205 amino acids. NCBI's taxonomy places the organism in Eukaryota, Metazoa, Arthropoda, Insecta, Thysanoptera, Thripidae.
CUACAUUGCAAUUUCACACUUUUUAAUCUGGUUUUUUGCUGUCCCUAGGCGGAGAUGGAAAUGGACAACCUACACUCACGGACCACUUUCACGGAGACAAUCAAAGCGGACCUGCGCCGCGACAACUGUCAGAGUGAGAUAAGCAGAGCGCAUCGAAUACAAGUGGAUGCGAAGUCCAGGAAGCUGCGGUCCUACAAGGUCACUACACAUCACCCGUCCGACACCGAUCAAUCGGAGAGCGUGAGAGUUCUGCUCGAAGAGAAGAGAGAACAGUUUUUGGCAGGGUUCCUCGAAACCGACCUAAACCUCCCUCAGAAGAACACCCUGCAGGAUGCGCUGGACCUCGGUGUGGACACCUGCCUGGACACACUGUUCAGGAUUAUGGAGACGCGCUCGAGAAAACAUCAACUCUGGUAUCUUCCUUAUAUAACUCCGACAAAUGCCAUGGGCAUGGAUUUUGCUCCAAAUUGUGACAUGAGAAACAUGCGGUCUCAAAUCCACCAUCUCGGACCAAAGAAACCCGCUGGAAUCGUGACGCCCACGAUCUACGUAGGCAGCGAAGGGGCCCCGUUCGCGUGUUUGUCAUCACACCCACGGAUCACAAUGCCUUCUGUGACGUUCUCGCAGCGUUGGGCUACACCCGGGCAGAGGGGAGCUGCAGAAACCUACUGA